Molecule: messenger RNA, 1096 nt
Organism: Musa acuminata subsp. malaccensis (wild Malaysian banana)
Lineage: Eukaryota; Viridiplantae; Streptophyta; Magnoliopsida; Zingiberales; Musaceae
Product: F-box protein At5g39250
Molecular function (GO): protein binding
Source: RefSeq, a predicted model, not a curated record
GCGUGUGAAACGUCGCAGGCGCCCAAUUCCAUACGACUUGCAGUCGCGAAUCAGGAAUCUUCGCCCCUUGAAUUGAGAUCGUCGAGUCUCUGCUUCGGAUUCGAUCCUUCUUUGCAUUGAUCCGUCAACUGAUUUUUUUUCUGUGCAGGCAAAACUUUCACUACACCAUGUAACUGCACUCGGCGUGACAAUGCUUCAUCCUUGUUCCUGUUGAAUCAUCCACUGGAGGCACAGAAUGACCAGAGAUUGGUUACAUGGUGAAGUUUUGAAGGCUGUCUUCCCUUUACUUGAUGGCAAGGACCUAGCUUCAUGCAUGCUGGUAUGCCAUCAAUGGAGAGAUAUUGCUAGGGAUGAAUACCUUUGGAAAUGCAUCUGUGCCAAGAGAUGGCCUUCUAUAUGCAAAAGACCACCUCCAGCCAUAAGCUAUUACAAGCUUUUUGUAACCUUUUCCAGGUCCCAAUUCAAUCAGUCUCUUCCCCCCGCAAGACUAUCCUUUGAUGAUUUGGAAUUUUACAUCGAUGUCUGGUUGGAACAAACAUUGGUAUUCUCUGAAGCAGUCUCGGGUGCUGCGCUGACGACAGGGAUAAAGAACCCACUUGUCGAUGGUGCUGAUUACAAAAUGAUAAUGCAAGUGGAACCAAGGUUCGCUCUCUCUUUGGGGCAGAGAAUCAGCGUGUCUGUUCUCCUGGCCCGCAAAGACACAAACGAGAUGGCAUGCAUCAUAAACCAAUCAGUCUUUGAGCAUGUGGAUGCUAAUGCUUUUCAAGCACUUGCCUACGACUAUCUAAGAUUUUCAGCUGGACAUCCAUUCAUAUCUGGGGUCAGGGCUUGUGUGUCCUUGCUAUUUAUGGCGAAUAGCUACAACAAUGUUGUAGAUGUUUUUGGCAUCAAGAUAGAUUUUUGUGAUGCUGCAAACUCUGAGAAUGAAGUCUUGUGGCUUCUAGACAUGCUAGACUGGAAAUAAAUGUCUCAGAUCUACGUCUUCUGUUGAGUGUAAAUGGGUACAAUCAUCAAACUAUGUUUCGGAGUGUCAGCGGAAAUAAUAUACAGUAUAUGUGGCACAUAUUUCUUUUUAUCUUAGUGCCUGUGUGUCUCA